UGUCUGAAGACUUAACGUGGUAGUCCCUUUGUCGACGGCCAGGAGGGAGGCGCGUGGUGGAGCUAUCUAGCGGGGGUUAUUAUUUACCUGCCUAACCUCGUGUCUUUUUUAUACUGGGGGUUGUCCAUAGGCAACAGCACACACAACGUCAUUUCGCAAGCCCUUUUGUGAGCGAUUUAUGUGAGUGCAUCGCUGGAUAAAUGUCAGAAUUGAAGGCUGCCAGUCCACAGCCACCACCGUGCAAGCGCCCCCGCCUGGAAACUGCUGUCAACGGGAGUACGGGUUGGCAUUAGAAGCUUUCUUGGGGCCCAUGGUGACUUAUUUUGCAGUUACAAGCACAAAAAAUGCUGGGAUAAGGUGAAAUGUACCGAAUGUAUGCGUGGAUGCGACUGCACUGGCUGGCUUGUAAACACUGGUGCUGAGGCCUCAUGUGGGACACGUCCCGGACGAAUCAUAACAUGGCUGCAAAUGGCUCUGGGCAGGACAUAGACGAGUCACUCUACUCACGCCAGCUCUAUGUUCUGGGUCAUGAUGCCAUGCGGCGGAUGGCAUCCUCUGAUGUCCUCAUAUCAGGACUAGGGGGACUCGGUGUAGAGAUUGCAAAGAAUGUGAUUUUGGGAGGUGUAAAAUCAGUAACUCUGCAUGACACUAGAGAAGCAAGUGGCACUGACCUCAGUACACAAUUUUUUCUAACUUCUUCCGAUGUUGGCACCAACCGUGCAACAGCAUGUCAACAGAAGUUGUCUGAACUCAACACAUAUGUCCCCAUCACAGUAUGCACCAGUCCCCUUACAGAUGAUAUCAUCAAGAACUAUAGUGUAGUAGUUCUUUCAGAUUCUACAUUGGAUGAGCAGUUACGUGUAUCAACAGUAUGUCAUGCAAAUGACAUUGCUUUCAUCGUCGCCUCAACUAAAGGCUUGUUUGGCCAGAUUUUCUGUGACUUUGGUAAGAACUUUGAAGUAGUGGACAACAAUGGUGAGAACCCAGUGUCUGCCAUGGUUGCUGGUAUAACAAAGGAGGAAAGUAGUGUUGUUACCUGCCUGGAUGAAUCCCGACACGGACUCGAGGAUGGAGAUUAUGUAACAUUCUCUGAAGUGCAAGGAAUGACGGAACUUAAUGGUUGCAAACCUCUCAAGAUAAAGGUAUUGGGACCAUUCACCUUUAGUGUUGGGGACACCACACAGUACUCUGACUACAUUCGUGGUGGCAUUGUCACCCAAGUGAAGAUGCCUCAAAAAGUGAACUUCAAGGCUAUGGAAGACUCCAUGAAUGAACCAGAAUUUAUUGUGACAGAUUUUGCCAAAUUUGAUCGACCUGGGACACUACACAUUGCUUUUCAGACUUUGCAUGCCUAUAUAAAGCAGAAGGGGAGAGCACCUAAGCCAUGGAAUGAAGAUGAUUCUGUAGCUUUCUUGAAUCUUUUCAAGGAUAUCAAUUCUGCCAGCCCUGCCAAGGUGGUUGAUUUUGAUGAAAAUCUGGUUGAGCAGUUUGCUAAGGUUUCGUCUGGUGGUUUUGCACCCAUUGAUGCUGUGAUUGGUGGAAUAGUGGCACAGGAAGUAAUGAAAGCAUGCUCAGGAAAAUUUAAUCCUAUUAAACAGUGGUUGUAUUUUGAUGCCCUUGAGUGUCUUCCAGAAGACAUAUCAGUUCUUAAUGAAACUGUUUGUUCCCCAUCUGGCAGCCGGUAUGAUACUCAAAUCGCCAUCUUUGGGCAGGAGUUUCAGAAGAUCUUAGGUAGCCAAAAGUACUUUGUGGUUGGUGCUGGUGCCAUUGGAUGUGAAUUAUUGAAGAACUUUGCUAUGUUGGGACUUGGUGCUGGUGAGGGAGGCAAGAUUGUUAUCACUGAUAUGGAUCUAAUUGAAAAAAGUAAUCUGAAUAGGCAAUUCCUUUUCCGUCCACGGGAUGUUCAGCAACCUAAAGCAGACAAAGCUGCUGCAGCAGUAAAGAACAUGAACCCUGCUGUAAACAUUAUUGCCCAUCAAAAUAGAGUGGGUCCGGAAACUGAAAGUGUGUAUGAUGAUAGUUUCUUUGAGCCUUUAGACGGUGUUGCAAAUGCCCUUGAUAAUGUGGAAGCUCGUCUGUACAUGGACAGACGUUGUGUGUACUACCGCAAACCUCUUCUAGAAUCUGGCACCUUGGGAACUAAAGGCAAUGUUCAAGUUGUAGUACCACAUCUGACAGAGUCCUAUGGUUCUUCACAAGACCCUCCAGAGAAGUCAAUUCCAAUUUGUACUUUAAAGAACUUCCCUAAUGCUAUUGAGCACACACUUCAGUGGGCUCGUGACAUGUUUGAGGGAGAGUUUCGGCAAGCAGCUGAAAAUGCUGCACAGUACCUUCAAGAUCCUAGGUUUAUGGAAAGAGCAUUGAAGCUACCAGGCUCUCAGCCCAUGGAGACACUUGACAGUGUUAAGCGUGCUUUAGUGGAUGAUCGACCACAAUCAUUUGAGGAUUGUGUACUUUGGGCCCGGAAACAUUUUGCUGAACAGUAUCACAAUCAGAUAGUACAACUUCUUCAUAACUUCCCUAAAGAACAAACAACAUCUAGUGGAGAACCAUUCUGGUCUGGUCCAAAGAGAUGCCCUCAUGCUCUUGCAUUUGAUGUUAAUAAUGAAUUGCAUCUAGAUUAUAUUGUUGCAGCUGCUAACUUGAAGGCAGUUGUAUAUGGCCUAACCCAAGUACGUGAUCGUCAGGCAAUUGCUGACAUGGUUAGUAAAAUUAAUAUUCCAGAGUUUGUUCCUAGAUCAGGUGUUAAAAUUGCUGUCACGGAUGCUGAGGCGGAGGCUCAGAGUAAUCAAGUAGACAGUGAGAGACUUUCUAAUCUUCAGGCAGCUAUUCCACCAUCUAGUAGUUUAGGUACUCUUAAGCUCUCUCCACUUGAAUUUGAAAAAGAUGAUGACACGAACUUCCACAUGGAUUUCAUUGUUGCUGCAUCUAACCUACGUGCAGAAAACUAUGAUAUUGCCCCUGCUGAUCGUCACAAGAGCAAGUUGAUUGCAGGCAAGAUUAUUCCUGCUAUUGCCACCACUACUGCACUGAUCUCUGGGCUUGUAUGUUUGGAGCUCAUCAAACUAGUUCAAGGUCACAAUAAACUAGAAAGAUUCAAGAAUGGCUUUGUUAAUUUAGCUCUGCCAUUCUUUGGUUUUUCUGAACCUAUUCCUGCUCCAACUAAUAAGUACUAUGACAAGGAGUGGACUUUAUGGGAUAGGUUUGAAGUUAAUGGUGAAAUGACUCUUGAAGAGUUCAUUAGAUUUUUUGAGGAUGAGCACCAGUUGGAGAUUACCAUGUUGAGUCAGGGGGUGUCAAUGCUCUACUCCUUCUUCAUGCCACCUGCCAAGAGAAAUGAGAGGAUGGCUCUGCCAAUGUCAGAAGUGGUUAAAAAAGUAAGCAAGAAGAAAAUAGAACCUCAUGUGAAAGCUUUGGUGUUGGAACUGUGUGCCAAUGACAAGGAUGGAGAAGAUGUAGAAGUUCCAUAUGUGAAGUACAAUUUACCUCAAUAAUCUUGUGUUCUUAGUGGAAGACCCAAGCAUUUUACUUCAGGCCUAUAGAAUGGGAGUUUCCCAUUAAAGUUCAACUCGGAGCCAGCCUCCAGGAUGUCAAACGUUGACGACUUAUACUGGUUUAAUAAUGAAGAGUGGGAGCUACCGUUAUCUCCAUUCUACAAGGCUAAUGUUUUCAGAAGGUUUAAAUUUAUUCGUUGUUAAUACCUGACUCAGUGUGAAUUAAAAUUGAAACUAAAACCUUCCUAGCAGAAGUUCUUUUACAAACAGUGAAGACGAUAACUGAAAAUUCAUUACAAAUGAAAUUUCUAUGAAAUUUCUUUGCAAUAGAAGUUUCUGUGAUCACAUAAAUGUAGAAAAGGAAUGACUGGUGUACCAUACGUCUUUAACAGUUGCCACUAUAGUGAGGUUAGCAGUGUGAGAGCACUUGCAUAGUUUAUGAAAAUGAAAGGGUUGAUACUGAGUAUCAUUAUAUUGUGCUAAUGAAAGUGAUUAUUUCAUGAACACAGAUCUGAAAUUAUAUACAUUUACUAAGCUUUGUUUCCAAAUCACUUUGUGUUAAUUUUUAUAGGUGUUUCAUGGUGAUAAUUUUUUUAUAUGUAAAUAAUACCUUUGUAGAAAACCCUUAAAAGGUCUAUGCACACCCCACUGAUAAUGGUAUUAAUUUGUAAAAUUCUUUAAAAUGGGUUUGCUAGCAUAGAGUUGUAUACAUUUACAAUCACCUAACACCUGAAUCUGUCGCAAAGCUGAAACAUUAGUGUUGACUGACAUUGUGUAAGUUUGUUACACUUCUUGGCCAGAAUUGAUGCUGAGAGGUCAGUGUAUCAUGCAAGAUGGCUUCAGAAAUGUGGGUGUAUGGGGUGAGGAACUGUGAUGCAGAGUUCCGAGUAGGUUGGCUAGCAUUGAGCAUCAAAGCAACUAAUGUUCAGUUACACACAUUAAAAAGCUUUGUGAAGCUUGUAAACUUUUUAAGGAUGCAGUUAUUUCUUAACUUUUGUAUGUGAAGUGAAAGCACUUGACAAAAUGUCUGUUGGAACAAUCUAAUGAACUGAACUAGUAUUUCCUUAUUUUGCAAAAUUCAUAAAGCAAGUGUUGCUUAAUUUUAAGUUUCAGCUCCACUUUACACCAGUGAUCAUACUAGUAAACUGUGAUUCUACUAAAGUUUUAUUUUGCUAUUCCUAUAAUAUACAUUUAAAAGUAUUCAUAAUUCUUCCGUUACUGAACUAAAUUAACCCACAAGAAUUUUUUUUUUUUCCUUAGGUCAUGGCAUUUCAAAAUUAACAGGGUGUCUGUAACGACUUCAGGGAAACAUUGUCUUGACAUUAGCAAUUAAAUUUUUAAGCUGA
Molecule: messenger RNA, 4840 nt
Organism: Cherax quadricarinatus
Lineage: Eukaryota; Metazoa; Arthropoda; Malacostraca; Decapoda; Parastacidae
Gene: Uba1
Product: ubiquitin-like activating enzyme 1
Biological process (GO): DNA damage response; ubiquitin-dependent protein catabolic process; protein ubiquitination
Cellular component (GO): nucleus; cytoplasm
Molecular function (GO): ubiquitin activating enzyme activity
Source: RefSeq, a predicted model, not a curated record